CCCAUGAGGUAUUCCAUGAUGGUAGUUGAAAAGCCCGCGACAAGCUUUUGGCUUCUCAACUCCCAAAGUUUGUUACGUUCCCCAUCCCCGCCAGUCACUUGCUCGAACUAUGGGCCAUAUUCCUCAGGAGCUCAUUGACGAAGUCAUCGGCUUCGUGCGAGACGAUGUACCUACCCUAAAGACAUGCGCUCUCGUUUCUCGUGCCUUUUUCCCUUCCAGCCGCAAACAGACAUUUUCUCGAGUCAUCCUGGCUCAAAAGAACUACCCCAGCAGUACCCAUUCAUUAUCUCGAGGAAUAACGUAUACCUGCGAAAAUUUCUAUUCCCUUCUGUGCAGCGCCCCCUACAUUUCAUUCUUUGUCGUCUCACUCCGAAUGGUGCACUUCCAAGCUGAAUACGGAAGAUGUGUUCGGGGAAUCUAUCAUGAGGACGUACUGCCAUGCAUCCUUGACUCUCUGCAGAAUUUGCGACGCAUCACCGUCGGUGCCGACGACAGCAAGGUAUCAUGGCGCUUGCUACCAUCGGCCUUCAAGGAGGCUUUAUUUCGGUCGUUUUCCCUUCCCAGUCUUCAAUGUAUUGACAUUGAUCAACUGGAAGACAUUGACCGGCCAUGGAGUUUGAUGGCCCAUCUUGCUGGAUCACCAUCUUUGAAGCGGCUUUCCCUGAAUUGGAUCGAGUAUUCACGCCCUUCCCAUUCUGAUGGUCAGGCUGAUGCAGAUGUACGGGAUGCCGUCAUACGUCCACGUCUCGAAGCGUUGGAGUUAUCAGGAUAUGAUUGUCCAGUCAGCGCAAUGUAUCUGGCAGGUCCGGAUUCUCUAUUCAACACCCAUCAUCUCCGCGAGCUUUCGGUCGGCUUUACGGGGAAAGAUUUGGAGAGACAGCGUUCUUUGGUGCAAGCCAUCAUUGAUCAAGCUUCGAAUACUCUGGAACGCCUAGAAUAUCGACAACUCUUUGAAUGGGAAUCGUCACUGAGCCAAGAGCCCAUUCUCAGGACAGAACACCUCGUUCGUCUGCGAUCGCUGUACCUCAUCGUUGAUUUCGUACCGCCUCCCGCUAUGAUACCGUUGACGCGUACAUUGGAGGAGCUGAAACUGCUGGUGCUUUUACGAGACGAUCACGUACCGCCGUGUCAUGAAUGGUCAUCAUUGGAUGAACACAUUGGCCGUCGCCGCGACAUGCCAUCGCUUCGUAGCGUGCAUCUUAAGCUGCACAGUCAAUACGGACAUAAUUGUUAUAGCUUCUUGUGCACAGGUGCCAAAGGGGGUGAAUCUCUGAAGAGUUCACUUAAAGAAGUCGAAACAUCGCUGCCUAUAUUACAUGUCCGAGGUAUUUUGAGCGUGGAGGCAAUUCAAGUGCGUCGAGUAUGGAGUGGAGAGUUUAACUAGCACAAGUGAUACAUACACAGCAAUGGUGACAAACUUGAAGAUCGUAAGUCGUCCAUCCAUCAAUUGAGCGUUAGCCUGAUCCGGCUGGUCUCCCGGUUGUAUUGGAUAUCUCUGUAGUAGAAGAGAUGUCAUGAAGCGUGAUCACUAUGCAGAUAGAAAUGUGGAGGCUUGAGUAACGCGUCGAUUAUCCAGUACGACCGUCGCAUCCGACAUCAAGAGCAACCUUGAGCACUUUGUAAUUGCUGAUGGCGUCUCACGCACAGUCUUAAUAUAACCCUCAACGAAAACAUACCGAGGCCAGGCCUGUG
Molecule: messenger RNA, 1692 nt
Organism: Guyanagaster necrorhizus
Lineage: Eukaryota; Fungi; Basidiomycota; Agaricomycetes; Agaricales; Physalacriaceae
Exons: 3
Coding region: 110-1384 (424 amino acids)
Source: RefSeq, a predicted model, not a curated record